Messenger RNA from Amphiprion ocellaris (clown anemonefish), 2646 nucleotides. RefSeq names its product endoplasmic reticulum-Golgi intermediate compartment protein 2-like. NCBI's taxonomy places the organism in Eukaryota, Metazoa, Chordata, Actinopteri, Pomacentridae. The record is from RefSeq and is a predicted model, not a curated record. The transcript is spliced from 14 exons. Gene Ontology annotation, biological process: endoplasmic reticulum to Golgi vesicle-mediated transport; retrograde vesicle-mediated transport, Golgi to endoplasmic reticulum. Gene Ontology annotation, cellular component: COPII-coated ER to Golgi transport vesicle; endoplasmic reticulum; membrane. The coding region runs from base 188 to 1333 and encodes 381 amino acids.
CACCGAAUGACGAAGAAGCGGCGAGCACGCAGAGCCCCGCCCCCUGUGCGUUAGCAUCAUGGAUGUCGGUGGAUUGAAAUUCAGAUAUCAGUCAAACAGCAGUCUGCUGGUUGACUUCGGCUUCCAGGGACACUGUCCAUUUAACUAGACCAUAAAAAGAAGGUGGAGAAGAGAGCUGAACCUGAAGAUGAGGCGUCUGUCCAGAAAGAAGGCCCUGAGCCUGGUGAAGGAGCUGGACGCCUUCCCCAAAGUGUCAGAGAGCUAUGUGGAGACGUCAGCUUCAGGAGGAACAGUGUCACUUAUAGCUUUUAGCGCCAUGGCACUUUUGGCCGUCUUAGAGUUCUUUGUUUAUCGAGAUACUUGGAUGAAGUAUGAAUACGCAGUCGACAAGGAUUUUUCCAGUAAAUUGAGAAUAAACAUUGACAUUACAGUCGCCAUGAAAUGCCAGCAUGUGGGAGCAGAUAUCCUGGAUCUUGCUGAGACCAUGAUCACAUCCAGUGGCCUGCAGUAUGAGCCUGUUAUUUUUGAACUGACUCCACAACAAAGACUGUGGCAAAGGACGCUGCAUCUCAUACAGGGCAGGCUGAGGGAGGAACAUGCUCUACAAGAAGUCCUCUACAAAACUCUCCUCAAAGGAGCUCCUACUGCUCUGCCACCACGGGAAGAUGCCUCUACGGAGCCGCUCACUGCUUGCAGGAUACAUGGACAUGUUUAUGUCAACAAGGUGGCAGGAAACCUACACAUCACUGUGGGAAAACCUAUUCAUCAUCCUCAGGGCCAUGCACACAUUGCAGCUUUUGUGAGCCAUGAGACGUACAACUUCUCCCAUCGAAUAGACCAUUUAUCUUUUGGGGAGGAGAUUCCAGGCAUCAUUAAUCCUCUGGACGGCACGGAGAAAAUCACCUAUAACAAUAACCAGAUGUUCCAGUACUUCAUUACUGUGGUGCCCACUAAGCUCAACACAUACAAGAUAUCUGCAGACACACACCAGUUCUCUGUGACCGAGCGAGAGCGAGUCAUCAACCACGCAGCAGGCAGUCACGGCGUUUCUGGCAUCUUUGUCAAGUACGACACCAGCUCUUUGAUGGUGACCGUCAGCGAGCAGCACAUGCCGCUUUGGCAGUUCCUGGUGCGACUGUGUGGCAUAAUCGGAGGCAUAUUCUCCACGACAGGAAUGCUUCAUGGACUUGUUGGCUUCUGUUUUGACGUCGUUUGCUGUCGCUUCAAACUUGGAGUCUAUCGGCCCAGAGCGGAUGUGCAGCUCUACAACCAGGCGAACAACCUGAACCAUCACCAGACCCCUCUGCUGGCUGAUGAAGCCCCUCAGGAAUAGCUGCCUGUCAGUCAGUCAGCCAUCAUCAGACUCUCCUCAUCCUGCACUGUUUGAUGGUAAAGAAGCCACCAGACAAAUAAUGAACAAUUUCAGCGCUUACUCAUCCCAGUGGGACAGAUGGCUUAAUUCAGUCCAUCGAAUGAUAUUAGUGUUUAUUUAUUUUAUAACUGUUUGCACGCCCUCGCCUUCUCUCCUUGUGUCUUAGUUCCUCCCUCCUGAGAUGUGACAAUUACAGUAUUUAACAAAAUAUCAUUUGAAAGUGUUCUUGAAAAGUUUACUGUUUACUGUAAUUCAACUCACAACAUGCCGUAAUGUGACGAUUAGUGAGGGAUGUGUGGCUGUGAUGCAUUUUAAUUCCAUUUUAAAUACACACCAACCUCAAGAAUACAAAAAGAAAACCUGCAGUUGUUGAGUCUGCUUCCUGCUGUGUAAUGUGUCACGGGUGCCUCCUCUCUCGAGAUGCAUUUUAGGAAUUAAGACGACCUUCAAGGUGGCGCAGUACGGAAAACGGAGAAGAUGAGGAUGUGCAAACUACCAAAAUGAAAAGAGCUCUAUAGGUCAUGAAAUUGUGUUUACCUACUGAAAAAGGCAAAGCUGCCUAUGAAACACUGUGGCAUUCAUUUAACCCUCCUGUUGUCUUCAUUUACAGGCCAAAAAAUAUUGUUUCCUUGUCUGAAAAAAAUUCAGCAAAAAAAAAUCUCCAAAUUUCUGAAAAUUUGCAAAACCUUCAGGAAGAAAAUUCAAAUAUUAAAAGUUUUAUUUUAAAAAAUCCCCAAAAUUUGACAAGAAAAUUCUUGCAAAUAUUUUCAAAAAAUGAGGAAAAUCUUCCAAAAAAAUCCUUAAAAUAUCUAAAGUGAUUACAUAUAUAUCAGUAAAACUUCUAAUAUUUUCUUUAAGAACAUUCACCAAAAAAUCUUUUUUUUGGUGAAUGUUCUUAAGAAACAUCUUUUUAAAACAUUUUUUUUUAACCAAAAAAUGUUCAAAAAUUGCCCAAAAAUGUUGAAAAUGUGGACAUCAGAAGGUUUAGUGUGAAAUUAGAUAUUUUUUCCCCACAUUUUCAAACUUUAAAACGGGUCAAUUUGAUCGGCAGGACGACACGAGAGUUAAAUAUCACAGCUCACAUUGACGAUUGCACUUCAGAAAGAUGUUGUGUGAGACAUGUGCCCUGCGACUGCAGUCCUAACUGUGUGUUAAUCUUGUUAUAGCACCUUUUUAAUGUUGUAUUCUCUCAGUUUGAUUUGCUGUAGCAACAAAUGCUGCUGAUUGUUUGGUUGUUAUUCCAACGACAUUAAAGUUUAAAUACCUAUAAAUUC